Cordyceps militaris CM01 is the source of this 1815-nucleotide messenger RNA. RefSeq lists its product as uncharacterized. The record is from RefSeq and is a predicted model, not a curated record. The transcript has 4 exons. Lineage: Eukaryota; Fungi; Ascomycota; Sordariomycetes; Hypocreales; Cordycipitaceae. Bases 1 to 1815 code for a protein of 604 amino acids.
AUGGCUGGAUCUCACUCCUCCAAUGUCGUAGUACCCAUCAUUCCGUUAUUCCGCAACGCCGUUGACGUCGACGCCAAGCAGACAGUCUCGGCCGGCCCAUCUCAUUCUGCCUCUGCGCGUCUCACUCUUCAACUCUCUUUGUCGUUAGCAACCGCCUGCGCCGUUGUUGAUGCCUCGGGGCGGGCGAGCGAGACACCCCCAAGAUGGUUGGCAUCCCCACCAGAUCAGUCUCGUGCCUCACCUGCCGCCGCCGAAAGAAAAAGGCAGCAACAGCAGCAGCAGCAGCAGCAGCAGCGACAGCAGCAGCAGCGACAGCAUCCAUCCUCCGCGCAGGAGCAGCAACUCAUCCUCCGCGAUGACUCGUCUAGCCCAGGCAGCAGCAGCCCCAAUGACGUGGCCCGUCCCGCCGACAUCUUGCUGCCGCUACACCUGGCGUGCUCGGCCCGCGAGCAGCUCUACAUGGGCUACUUUGGCUCGACCUUGCUUGCCGCGGGGACGACGAUCCCCUCGUCUGCGGCUAUGAGCUUUGCCUCGAUGGGCUGGACCAAGCACAUUGGCCCGCUCUACGAGACGGACCCGGCGGUCCGCUUCGCCGCCAUGGCCACGUCAAGCGCCAUCAUUGCCACGCUGCACAACGACAAGCAGCUGCAGCUCAAGGGAAUACAGGCCUAUGAUAGCUCCGUGAUGGAAAUGACCAAGGGAUUGCGGAGGGCUGACUGGUACAAGCGCGAUGGGCUAUUGACAGCUGCCCGCAUCAUGGCCACCUUUGAAUUAUUAUUCAUUUCCAGAGAAAAGGACACCCCCGAGCCUCUGGUUUGGCGAGGCCAUAACCGAGGACAGCAAGCCAUCUUCUUGGCCCGAGGCCCUGCGGCAUUCGCUUCAGGGCCAGCGCAUCAGUUAUACGCUGAUGCCCGCAUCAACAUGGUCAUGCUAUCCAUCGGCCAACGGAAACGCUCCCCUUUUGCUACCCCUGCAUGGGAUAAGAUCCCGUGGAAGAAGCACCCGAAAGCGGUCAAGGAUGACCUUAUCGACUUGAUGCAAGAUAUUCCCGAAAUUAUUGAGUAUAUUGACGAAUUUAAAGUCUGUACAAAUGAACGUCGACGACAAGAUCUCGAGAUGCUCAUCAUGAGCCGCUGCAACACAGUGCGUGCAGACCUCGACGCGUGGGCUGCCGACCGCGGCGACUCACUGCAGCGCUUCGACUGCUUUGCGAAUAUUGGCCCGCUCGAGCCACCCAAGAAUGACGCCGAAUAUGCCUUUCACCACAUGACGACAAUAUAUUGGUUCACAUCCGGCAUGAUAGCGUGCAUCAAGAGCUUCCUCAGCUCACGGCAGGGCGAGGAGCGGAUACCGGAACGGCCGCCCGGGUGGUACGCGACGUACCUUGGGGGAGGUGCUGUCGGAACGCCAAGCUCGACGGCGACCUCGUACGACUACGACGACGCCAACUCGCCCUCGUCUGCGUCGACAGCCUCGAUAGCUGGCGUGUCCGCCACGGAGCACUACCUGUGGGAGUCGGCUGCUUAUGCGACGCGGGAAGUCUACUCCAUGGGCUUCUUCUUCACCCCCGACGCCGGCGUCGCGCACUCGGCGGCCGGCCUCAUGUCCUUGGCGGUGAUUCUGCGCUACUACCUGCACCCAGCUGCCUUUUGCAUCCUGGGCAACGAGAUCGACAUUUUGCAGAGCAUGUACAGGAUUCCGAUUCUCGGCAUCCCCAUCGAGCAGCUUCUGAAGAGGAUCCUCGGCGGCCAUUUACCACCGUUGACGGCCAACCUGAACGGCCCUCGUGUCAGUCACGGUCUGGGAUGGUUUUGA